GAUCACAUCUUGUCCUAGAUUAUAACAAUUCUUAUAAAAAAAAAUGUGUUCUGAAAAUGGAGAUUUUUCUGUGCAUGUGACGAACGAAGAGGUGGUGGCAGCAGUGUUACCAAUGCAGGAACAUUGGCUUCCACUCUCUAACCUUGACCUGCUUCUACCUCCAUUGGAUGUAGGAGUAUUCUUUUGCUACAAGAACCCUAUUAUCACAUCCAAACCCAUGGAAGAUAGUGCCACCAACAAAAUCAGCUUUGGAACCAUGGUGGGGUCUUUGAAGAAGGCCUUGGCACAAACCCUAGUCUCUUAUUAUGUGUUUGCAGGUGAAGUCAUGCUCAACAGCAUGGGUGAACCUGAAGUUCUCUGUAACAAUCGUGGUGUUGAUUUUGUUGAAGCUCAGGCAGAUGUUGAACUCAAGAACCUCAACUUUUACAACCCAGACCAAUCUAUUGAAGGCAAGUUUGUUCCAAAGAAGAAGAAUGGUGUGCUUGUUGUACAGACAACCGCACUUAAGUGUGGAGGAAUAAUAGUGGCAUGUACAUUUGAUCAUCGCAUAUCAGAUGCAUAUUCAACAAACAUGUUUCUUGUUUCAUGGGCUGCCAUGGCCCACCCCACAAUUACCAUUCUCUCCACCACUUCCUGCCAUCCAUGUUUUCGUCGUUCUCUUCUCAAUCCUCGUCGUCCAGGUUCCAUCCACCCUUCUUUGAAUCAAAUGUACACUUCUAUCUCCCAUCUCCCUCCC
Messenger RNA from Vigna umbellata (rice bean), 736 nucleotides. NCBI's taxonomy places the organism in Eukaryota, Viridiplantae, Streptophyta, Magnoliopsida, Fabales, Fabaceae. The record is from RefSeq and is a predicted model, not a curated record.